Rubroshorea leprosula is the source of this 726-nucleotide messenger RNA. The record is from the annotation of a GenBank genome assembly. Lineage: Eukaryota; Viridiplantae; Streptophyta; Magnoliopsida; Malvales; Dipterocarpaceae.
ACUUGAGCAGUUCCCAAAUGCUGACAGAAACUUCAAUUUGUUUAAUUUCAUUGAUAGCCAUUUGGGAAAAUACCUGCACUAGAAGAUGGGGAUGUCAAGCUGUUUGGGCAAUCACAAGCAUCUAACAAGAAAAUACAAGGACACUGUCAUUGACUUGCUGGGGUCUGAUGACUUCAUAGAAUCCACCAUUGUUGAUACAUGGAUGGAAGUUGAGGCACACCAUUGCAAUGAACCAAUGUCGAAGAUAUUCCGAGAAAUGCUUGUCAAUCCAAUAAAUGGGAUGCCCUCAGACGAUAAGAUCAUUGAAGCUGAAGUAGAGAAGCUAGGGAAGGUUCUUGAUGUCUACGAGGAAAGGUUGUCCAAAUUUAAGUAUCUUGCUGGAGAUUACUACACCCUGGCUGAUCUUCACCACAUUCCUUACCUUGUCUACCUCAUGAGAUCUCGAAGACCAUCUCGCGUGACCUCCCCGUCCCUAUGUGAAUUCAUGGUGGACGAUUUUUCCACGAGGUCUGCAACAGUUAAAGUUGCAGAAAACAUGACGUUAUAGACUGUUUUUCAAGGAGGAAUAAGCUCCGCUUAGGAAAAAAAAAAAAUAGAGGAAAAUAAAAGAAAGAGAAGGCUCUGCUAUUAUACAUGUACCAAGUAACCUUACGUGUAGGUGUAGUCUUUGUUGGUUUUAUACUUUCCUCGGCUUUGGCUAAGAUCAAGUAAAUCUUUGUUGGUUUU